AUGAUGUUAUCACGCCGCAUCUCACAACUCACACGGCGAGCGCAAAUCCAAAGACAAUUUUCCACGAGUUCAAGACUUCAAGUGGAUUUCACACAUGCAGUGAUUGGUGGUGGUGUUGUAGGUCUAGCCAUUGCACGGAAGCUUCAGGCACGAGACGGCACAUCGACCGUCUUGAUAGAAAAACAUGGCGCUGUAGGAACGGAAACGAGUUCGCGAAAUAGUGAGGUAAGAACUGUACUGUCUCAUUCUGUAGUUGCAGUUUCUACGCAGACUGUAUCUUGA
This is a messenger RNA of Plenodomus lingam JN3, 282 nucleotides long. NCBI's taxonomy places the organism in Eukaryota, Fungi, Ascomycota, Dothideomycetes, Pleosporales, Leptosphaeriaceae. The record is from RefSeq and is a predicted model, not a curated record.